GAAGUGCGACCUUCCGAAGAUGGCGGGGGGCGGGGCCGCGGCGCGCCCUACGGCAAAUAAUUUAAAGGGGCCGCACCAGCGGUCCCGGGCUGAACGCCGGCGGUAUUGACGCAGAGUGGACCCCGGCUGCGGCCCGUGGGCCCGCUCGAACGACCCGAGGGACGUGCCCACUCAGCUCCCGGUUUUCUUGGUAACAGUCCAGUAUUCCUCAGAAUCACGCCCCCCAAGCGGUCCCCAGACCGGCGGGUACUAAGAGGCAAGGGCUUGUGCUGAGGGGCAGGGCUUGCGGCAGAGGAGGGGCGGGCCCACAGUGAAGACUUGCACGGGUUCCUCCUGCCCCGCAUUUCCCCAAGACUCCAGACUUCCAGACCUGCCGCCCACCCUGAAGCAUCCGAUGGAGGCUCCGCUGCAAACAGGAAUGGUGUUGGGCGUGAUGAUUGGGGCCGGAGUUGCGGUGGUCACGGCCGUGCUCAUCCUCCUGCUGGCGCGGAGGCUUCGCGUGCCGAAAACUCCAGCUCCGGAUGGACCGCGGUAUCGAUUCCGGAAGAGGGACAAAGUGCUUUUCUAUGGUCGUAAGAUUAUGCGGAAGGUAUCACAAUCCACUUCCUCCCUGGUGGAUGCCUCCGUCUCCACCACUUCCCGGCCACGCAUGAAGAAGAAACUUAAAAUGCUCAACAUUGCCAAGAAAAUCCUGCGCAUCCAGAAAGAAGCUCCCACACUGCAGCGGAAGGAGCCCCCACCCUCAGUGCUGGAGGCUGACCUGACGGAGGGUGACCUGGCCAACUCCCACCUGCCCUCUGAGGUGCUCUACAUGCUCAAGAAUGUCCGGGUGCUGGGCCACUUCGAGAAGCCGCUCUUCCUGGAGCUCUGCCGACACAUGGUCUUCCAGCGGCUCAGCCAGGGUGACUAUGUCCUCCGGCCGGGCCAGCCAGACGCCAGCAUCUACGUGGUGCAGGAGGGGCUGCUGGAGCUCUGUUUGCCAGGACCUGACGGGAAGGAGUGUGUAGUGAAGGAAGUGGUCCCCGGGGACAGCGUCAACAGCCUUUUGAGCAUCCUGGAUGUCAUCACUGGUCACCAGCACCCCCAGCGGACCGUGUCUGCCCGGGCUGCCCGCGACUCCACAGUGCUGCGGCUGCCGGUGGAGGCCUUCUCCACCGUCUUCACCAAGUACCCCGAGAGCCUGGUGCGCGUGGUGCAGAUCAUCAUGGUGAGGCUGCAGCGGGUCACCUUCCUGGCGCUUCACAACUACCUGGGCCUGACCAACGAGCUGUUCAGCCACGAGAUCCAGCCACUGCGCCUCUUCCCCAGCCCCGGCCUCCCAGCCCGCACAAGCCCGGUGCGUGGUUCCAAGUCGGCGGCCAGCACCUCGGCUAUCGAAGAGCCAAGGGAGACCCCUGGCCGGCCACCAGACCCCACCGGGGCCCCACUGCCUGGACCUGCAGGGAACCCAGUGAAGCCUACGUCCCUGGAAGCCCCAUCUGCCCCCCUGCUGAGUCGCUGCAUCUCCAUGCCAGUGGACAUCUCAGGCUUGCAAGGUGUCCCCCGCUCAGACUUUGACAUGGCAUAUGAACGGGGCCGAAUCUCCGUGUCCCUUCAGGAAGAGGCCUCAGGGGGGCCCCAGGCAGUGCUGGCUCGGUCCCCCACUCAGGAACCCCGGGAGCAGCCAGCAGGUGCCUGUGAGUACACGGAAGCCAGCAACUUCUGUGAAGACGAGUCAGCCACCGGUGGCUGCCCCUUCGGGCCCUACCAGGGCCGCCAGACAAGCAGCAUCUUUGAGGCAGCGAAGCGGGAGCUGGCCAAGCUGAUGCGGAUUGAGGACCCUGCUCUCCUGAACAGCCGGGUCUUACUGCAUCAUGCCAAAGCUGGCACCAUCAUUGCCCGCCAGGGGGACCAGGACGUUAGCCUGCACUUUGUGCUCUGGGGCUGCCUGCAUGUCUACCAGCGCAUGAUUGACAAGGCUGAGGACGUGUGCCUGUUCGUGGCCCAGCCUGGGGAGCUGGUGGGACAGCUGGCAGUGCUCACUGGAGAGCCCCUCAUCUUCACCCUACGAGCCCAGCGCGACUGCACUUUCCUGCGGAUCUCCAAGUCGGACUUUUAUGAGAUUAUGCGCGCACAGCCUAGUGUGGUAUUGAGUGCCGCGCACACAGUGGCAGCAAGGAUGUCGCCCUUCGUGCGCCAGAUGGACUUCGCAAUCGACUGGACUGCGGUGGAGGCGGGACGCGCGCUGUACAGGCAGGGUGACCGCUCAGACUGCACCUACAUCGUGCUGAAUGGGCGGCUGCGUAGUGUCAUCCAGCGAGGCAAUGGCAAAAAGGAGCUGGUGGGCGAGUACGGCCGUGGAGAUCUCAUCGGGGUGGUGGAGGCGCUGACACGGCAGCCACGCGCUACGACAGUGCACGCUGUGCGUGACACAGAGCUGGCCAAACUCCCCGAGGGCACCCUGGGCCACAUCAAACGCCGAUACCCGCAGGUUGUGACCCGCCUCAUCCAUCUCCUGAGCCAGAAAAUCUUGGGGAAUUUGCAGCAGCUGCAAGGACCCUUUCCAGCAGGCUCGGGGCUAGGCGUCCCCCCUCACUCGGAGCUCACCAACCCAGCCAGCAACCUGGCAACAGUGGCGGUCCUGCCCGUGUGUGCUGAGGUGCCCAUGGUGGCCUUCACUCUGGAGCUGCAGCACGCUCUGCAAGCCAUUGGUCCCACGCUCCUCCUCAACAGUGACAUCAUCCGGGCCCGCCUGGGGGCCUCUGCCCUGGACAGCAUCCAAGAGUUCCGUCUGUCAGGGUGGCUGGCCCAGCAGGAGGAUGCGCACCGCAUCGUGCUCUACCAGACGGAUGCUUCGCUGACGCCCUGGACGGUGCGCUGCCUGCGCCAGGCUGACUGCAUCCUCAUCGUGGGCCUGGGCGACCAGGAGCCCACCCUCGGCCAGCUGGAGCAGAUGCUGGAGAACACUGCGGUGCGCGCCCUCAAGCAGCUAGUCCUGCUGCACCGCGAGGAGGGCGCGGGCCCCACGCGCACGGUGGAGUGGCUCAACAUGCGCAGCUGGUGCUCGGGGCACCUGCACCUGCGCUGUCCGCGCCGCCUGUUCUCACGCCGCAGCCCUGCCAAGCUGCAUGAGCUCUACGAGAAGGUUUUCUCAAGGCAGGCAGACCGGCACAGUGACUUCUCUCGCCUGGCGCGGGUGCUCACAGGCAACACCAUCGCCCUGGUGCUGGGCGGGGGCGGGGCCAGGGGCUGCUCACACAUUGGAGUGCUGAAGGCUUUAGAGGAGGCGGGGGUCCCUGUUGACCUGGUGGGUGGCACAUCCAUUGGCUCCUUCAUUGGGGCGCUGUACGCCGAGGAGCGAAGCGCCAGCCGCACCAAGCAGCGGGCCCGGGAGUGGGCUAAGAGCAUGACUUCGGUGCUGGAGCCUGUGCUGGACCUCACGUACCCUGUCACCUCCAUGUUCACGGGGUCGGCCUUCAACCGCAGCAUCCACCGUGUCUUCCAGGACAAGCAGAUUGAGGACCUGUGGCUGCCGUACUUCAACGUGACCACAGACAUCACUGCCUCGGCCAUGCGUGUCCACAAAGAUGGCUCCCUGUGGCGGUACGUGCGUGCCAGCAUGACGCUCUCGGGCUACCUGCCCCCACUCUGCGACCCAAAGGACGGGCAUCUCCUCAUGGAUGGCGGCUACAUCAACAACCUGCCAGCGGACAUUGCUCGCAGUAUGGGUGCCAAGACGGUCAUAGCCAUCGACGUGGGGAGCCAGGAUGAGACAGACCUCAGCACCUAUGGCGACAGCCUGUCUGGCUGGUGGCUGCUGUGGAAGCGGCUCAACCCCUGGGCAGACAAGAUUAAGGUACCAGACAUGGCGGAGAUCCAGUCCCGCCUGGCUUAUGUGUCCUGCGUGCGGCAGCUGGAGGUCGUCAAGUCCAGCUCCUACUGCGAGUACCUGCGACCACCCAUCGACUGCUUCAAGACCAUGGACUUCGGGAAGUUCGACCAGAUCUAUGACGUGGGCUACCAGUAUGGGAAGGCCGUGUUUGGGGGCUGGAGCCGGGGAGACAUCAUUGAAAAGAUGCUCACAGACCGGCGGUCUGCCGACCUUAACGAGAGUCGCCGUGCUGAUGUGCUGGCCUUCCCCAGCUCUGGCUUCACGGACUUGGCGGAGAUCGUGUCCCGGAUUGAGCCACCCAAAAGCUAUGUUUCUGACGGCUGCGCUGAUGGGGAGGAGUCCGAUUGCCUGACAGAGUAUGAGGAGGACAUGGGACCCGACUGCUCCCGGGACGAAGGGGGCUCCCCUGAGGGCGCAAGCCCCAGCACUGCCUCCGAGAUGGAGGAGGAGAAGUCCGUUCUCCGGCACCGACGCUGUCUACCGCAGGACCCUCCCAGCUCGGCUGCCGAUGCCUGAGGACUUAGAGAGGGACCCCCUGGGGUGGGCCCUGCGGGGUGGCUCCCUUUCCCUCUGUCUGCUGCUAUGCCUGUGACCCGCUGGGUCCACACACUGGACUGCCCUGUCCCCAGGGGAGGGGUCUGCUGCAUUGAUGGCACUUGAUCAGGCACUCCCAAUAAACCUUCCCCUCCCAGAA
Molecule: messenger RNA, 4565 nt
Organism: Manis javanica (Malayan pangolin)
Lineage: Eukaryota; Metazoa; Chordata; Mammalia; Pholidota; Manidae
Gene: PNPLA6
Product: patatin like domain 6, lysophospholipase
Biological process (GO): phosphatidylcholine metabolic process
Cellular component (GO): endoplasmic reticulum
Molecular function (GO): phosphatidylcholine lysophospholipase A1 activity
Source: RefSeq, a predicted model, not a curated record